This is a messenger RNA of Photinus pyralis (common eastern firefly), 1082 nucleotides long. RefSeq lists its product as uncharacterized. The transcript is spliced from 5 exons. The record is from RefSeq and is a predicted model, not a curated record. Lineage: Eukaryota; Metazoa; Arthropoda; Insecta; Coleoptera; Lampyridae. Bases 229 to 966 code for a protein of 245 amino acids.
ACGUCAAUUAUACUAUGGUUGGCUAGGCAAAUCUCGUUCAUUAUUUCUGUCAAAAAAAAAACUAAACGCGUCAGCAACAAUUUGGAUUAUAUGGAAAAAUUAAUCAAUGACAAGAUGGUGGAAAUUGCGAAAAAAGGGCUGUGAGAACUCAAGGAUUUGCGGAUUGCUUAUAAAUAAUUAGAUAUAGGUAGUAAGGUUCGCAGUGCACACCUCGAUAUUCCGUGCAAUAUGACAAUGAGAUCCCUAAUCUUUUUAAGUGCGGUCCUCAUGGUUAGAGGCGAAAUACCGCCAUAUAUAAAGGUAUGCGAACAUACGGUUCAGAAUCUCUCAGCUUGCAUAAUAGACUCCAUCGAAUUUUUACGUCCGAAAUUAGUGGAAGGAAUUCCGGAGCUCGACGUGCCCAGCAUGGAACCGCUUCCGCUUGCGGACUUGAGGAUCGCUUCAAUUGGUUCCGGAUCCCGUUUGGCCACAAACCUCACCGACGUCAAAGUCUACGGGGCGUCUAAGUUUGAAAUACAAAAACUGGAGGUAACUCUCGCGGAGACGGUCAACACCUUCCAAUUUCACGUGAACAUCCCCAAGGUCAGGGUGGAGGCGCAUUACCAGCUGGACUCCAGAAUACUCUUCCUGGACGUGAAAGGCGAAGGACCGUUCUUCGCCAAUAUCACGAACUACUGGUUCGACUGCACCAUGAAGGGGGAUAAGGUGGACAUCGAGGGCAAGAACUACCUGUUCUUUGAGCACAUGACGAUUAAAGUCGUAGUCGGCCACGUUUCGAUACUUUUAGGGAACAUCUUCGACGGUAAUCCCGCACUUUCCAAGGCGACGAACGACGUCAUCAACGAUAACGCCCUCCUGAUCUUCGACGAAAUUAAACCUGCACUCGUGGAGAAGCUCGAGGAAGUCUUUACCGAGAUGGCGAAUAAGAUUACGCUUAAAUUCGAGUACGAGGCGUUAUUUCCUUAGCUUUCGCCCCCUUUUGUUCAUAUACUGUAUCUCAUUUAUCUAUAAUAGUUAUGUUUUGCGUUUUGGGCUGUUGCAGCAUCCUGAAGCAAAAUAAACCACACAUCAAAUGCAACAAC